AUGCAGGUCCUCUGUGGUCCUUCGUCACCGGAUGGUGGCGCCCGAAGCUCUUCGCCAUCGUCUCUUGGCGCUUUUCACUACCUUCCUUGCCUGCCCAUCUGCCGUGUCCACUUACCCGCAAUGCCCCGAGAGAACCCACAGAUUACGUUAGUGGUACUUCGAAGUCCACGCCUGGUUUUGCGGCGGCCUUGGGAAUCUUGGGAAUCUUGGGAUGCUGCAAAGAACAUUUAG
Purpureocillium lilacinum is the source of this 231-nucleotide messenger RNA. The record is from RefSeq and is a predicted model, not a curated record. Lineage: Eukaryota; Fungi; Ascomycota; Sordariomycetes; Hypocreales; Ophiocordycipitaceae.